UCAGGCUACUGGACACCCACACCUACCUCGUACUGGACGACGUGGGUGCCCUCGACGACAUACACCACAUGGACGACGUACGCCGGGGUAACGGUGACGAUAACAUCGAUAAUCCCAUGUCCAGUCACCUCGACGGUCGUCUACUACGAGUGCUGCGACCAAUGCGAGCAUAACUGCAACACGUCGCCGCCUCCAUUCACCUACAUCGGCACGACCACGGUCACCUCCUACACCACUACCACGCCCUAUCCCGUCCAAACCAUCACGAGCAACGGGGUAGUCGUUGUCGUCAUGGACACUACCCCGUACUCCCAGCCCAGCGUCGUCUAUCAGACUGUUGUCAAUGGCAAUGAUGCCCAGGACUCCUCCAACGGGCUGAGUCUCUGGUCAGUUUGCAUGCCGUUGGCAGUCAUUGCCAGUAUCAUGAUUUUCUUAUGA
Exophiala aquamarina CBS 119918 is the source of this 438-nucleotide messenger RNA. RefSeq lists its product as uncharacterized. NCBI's taxonomy places the organism in Eukaryota, Fungi, Ascomycota, Eurotiomycetes, Chaetothyriales, Herpotrichiellaceae. The transcript has a single exon. The record is from RefSeq and is a predicted model, not a curated record. The annotation marks the transcript as partial.